AUGGUAGGAGAAAGUAAUAUAAAAAAACGAAAAAAGAGACAUUCGAAAAUGUUAGAUGAUAAAAAAGAAGUAUCUGUAGAAGUUGGAGGCUUGGAAAUAGAAGAUGAAGAUCAAGAUAAUAAUGGAUCCAAAAAAAAGAAGAAGAAUAAAUCGGACAAUUCUACAGUUCAGAAAAAAAGAGUUUAUGAUACAAAAGACGUAUCUGCAGAUGCUGAAGGUUUGGAAAUUGAAGAUGAAGAUAAUAAAGGACCUAAGAAAAAGAAAAAAAAGAAGAAUAAACCAGACAAUUCUACAGUUCAGUCCAAUAAAAAUAAAUCGAUUAGACAAAUCAAGAGAGAAAAGUUUGCACAACGUCAAGCAGAAAGUUUAGCUGCAGCCAAGGAACAAACAAAAUCAGAAUGUUUAAAUUACCUAUCUCAGUGGAAAUACCAUCGACAAAAUUGGAAAUUUAUGAAAGCCAAACAGGUUUGGCUGUAUAAGAAUAAAUUUUCCGAAAAUUUAGUACCAAAAGAAUCAUGGUCUUUACUUUUAGAAUAUUUUGAAUCUGCAAAAGGCAAUAUUAGGAAUAUGUUGUUAGAUGAUGCAAACAAGAUUAUUAAACAGAUGGAUGACUGGACAGAAUCACAAACAAGUGUAGACAAAAAUGAAGAAGAAAAUGAAGUGACUGAGAAUGAGCUAAAAAAACCAUCUGAAGCAGUAUACAAGAGAGCUAGGGACUUGAUACAAUUUUUGCAAGAAUAA
Diatraea saccharalis (sugarcane borer) is the source of this 741-nucleotide messenger RNA. The record is from the annotation of a GenBank genome assembly. NCBI's taxonomy places the organism in Eukaryota, Metazoa, Arthropoda, Insecta, Lepidoptera, Crambidae.